Messenger RNA from Pieris macdunnoughi, 381 nucleotides. NCBI's taxonomy places the organism in Eukaryota, Metazoa, Arthropoda, Insecta, Lepidoptera, Pieridae. The record is from the annotation of a GenBank genome assembly.
AUGGCUAUCAGCAGAUUAUCUAUCAUUAAAUUCUUGGAGUUGGCGUUGACGUGCGCAUGCGUCGCGCUACACUACCACAGCUACAAUGCCGAUGCCGACAUCGGUAUGCUGGUCACCGGCACCUUCAUCGGGUACCUUAUCAUCUUUGCUGGUGCCGCUGCAGGAUACAUAAUGCAAACACCGAGUCAUAAACGCAUCGACAUCUUUUACUCACUCGUCGGUGUUUGUUUGUUUGUGGCGAGCGGAGCCCUUAUCAUUGACAGAUAUCAGCAUUAUGGAAGAAGUGAACUAAAAGACAAAAAUCUUGCGAAGGCUUCGCUAGCAAUCAUCAACGGUGCGCUUUUGCUCGUAGACGCCGUGUUGACUCAGCGAGGUGGAUAG